Molecule: messenger RNA, 678 nt
Organism: Leptinotarsa decemlineata (Colorado potato beetle)
Lineage: Eukaryota; Metazoa; Arthropoda; Insecta; Coleoptera; Chrysomelidae
Gene: Pfrx
Product: 6-phosphofructo-2-kinase/fructose-2,6-biphosphatase
Biological process (GO): fructose 2,6-bisphosphate metabolic process; fructose metabolic process
Cellular component (GO): cytosol
Molecular function (GO): ATP binding; 6-phosphofructo-2-kinase activity; fructose-2,6-bisphosphate 2-phosphatase activity
Source: RefSeq, a predicted model, not a curated record
AUGGAGGUGUGCGAUGAUCCCAAAAUUAUCGAGCAGAAUAUCAUGGAGGUAAAAGUUAGCAGCCCCGAUUAUGUGAAUAUGAAUAAAGAUGCGGCGUUGGCGGAUUUCUUACAGAGAAUCUUACAUUACCAAGAAAGGUACAGCCCGUUAGACGAAGAACGAGAAAAAAAUGUAUCCUUCAUGAAAAUCUAUAAUACAGGGGAAAAAGUAGUGGUACACAAGCACGAAGGUCAUGUUCAAGCUAGAAUCGUUUACUAUCUGAUGAAUAUCCACAUAACCCCUAGAACAAUUUAUUUAACAAGACAUGGUGAAAGUGAACAAAAUUUGUUGGGACGCAUUGGAGGCGACUCGAAUUUGAGCGCGAGAGGUAGACAAUACGCUAAUGCUUUGGCAGCUUAUAUCCAGGAUCAAAAAAUUAAUGGUCUCAGAAUUUGGACGUCCUGGCUCAAAAGAACUAUCCAGACCGUGGCUGGUCUACAAGUACCACAAGAAAGAUGGAAAUCCCUCAAUGAAAUAGACGCUUUGCUGUCACAAGUUUUUCGCAGCGCUUUUGCUGUACCACAAAAGGGUUCUCGGCCAAUGGGGAAGCAUCGUGCUCCUCGUGCUAGUGAAUCAGCCUCUUCGUUGCCCUUGUGUCCUGUGCGGCCUGGUACCCAGGCUAAUGACAGUCUGUUUUGA